GCGGUGUUUAUGGGGGUUGGCUGUGUGUGUAACCUGAUCCCGUAUCUCAUCCUUUUAGGAAUAGAGAAUAUGAAUCUGCUGAAUGAGUGUAAAUCAAGAGCGCUGCGGUACCUUCCCCUGAACUUUAUACACUGGCGCUAGGGAAAGAGAGAGCGAGAGCUGAUGCACAGCACAGGGGAGCAGGGAUGUAAUUACGGGAAGGUGUUGAUGAGAAUAUCUCGGAGAGGAAACACAUUAAAGGGCGUUAGACCCAGAAGAAGGUCCCAAAGGGAUGGCGGAUGUGAUGGAGACUGGUGGCUCUGUGGACUGGCAAAAGCGAUGCGUAGCCCUGGAGACCCAGCUGCUGAAGUUCCGGCUGCAGGCUAGCAAGAUCAGGGAGCUGCUGGCAGAGAGGAUGCAGGAGUUGGAGCUGAGAGUCACAGAGGCGGACCAGCGAGCAGAGAAGGCUGAGAAGCAGGUACAUGUAAUGGAAGAAAAACUGAAGUCGGCAAACGUACAGCCCAGCGAAUCGGAGAACUCUUUGUUCAGGCGGUACCAAGAGCUGUCCAGUCAGGCACAAGAAAAGGAUGAGGUGAUUCAGAGGCUGGAGGUGCAGUUGGAAAAGCAGAACCAUCUGAGAGCACAGGAAGCAAAAAUCAUUGAAGAAAAAGCAGCGAAAAUAAAGGAAUGGGUGACCUUCAAACUACGAGAGCUUGAAAUUGAAAACCACCAGCUAAAGCUUUCCAACUUAAAGCAGUCUGAACAGAUCCAGGUUCUCCAGGACAAAAUUCAGGCGCUGCUGGAAGGUCCUGGGUCAACACUAGGGACAGGAUCACCCCCAUAUGACAAUCCAGCUGGGGUCACAGCCCUCUCCAGGCUGGUCUACUCCCCUGGCAGCCCCACAAGCCCCACAGCUGUUAAGGAGGGCAGGUGGCAGCAUUCAGCACGCUUUUUACCGUCACCAACUCUAAACACCCAAGAUUUGAAGAAAAAGGGGGCAGAAGUGUCUGAAUCUCAACAGAGCUGCCCUACUUCACCUCUCGUCCUGGAGGGCUUUUCAACCCAUGAAAACCAUGACCCCCUCUCUAAGUCUCCAUGUUCUGUGAGAAAGCAGACCAGCCCAGUUACCAUGGUCACAGCAGAAGAUGAGGUUCUGGUCAAGGCUAAAGAUGUCCAAGCAUCACCAAAGUCUGGUUCUUGCAGCCCUGAGGCCUCCCUCGAGCUAGUCACAAGGGGUUUUGGACCAGAGUUGCCAGAAGGUUUGAUCCCAGAGGUGCAGCAGCAGUUGGAGGUUGUUCGGGAUGCCCGUAGCCCCCCAGAGAAGAGAUGUGUGAACCGAUGCUUGGAGCGCGACAAUUCCUUUGAUGAACUGAACAGCAAUAACCUCCACUGCUCUUCAUCACCCAGCAAGGCCAACAUGCCAAGCCUCAUCGUCAUCCCGGCACUCACCCCCAAACACUCUAUCCCUUCCCUGCAGCCUGCUUUCCCCUCAGCUGCUCCCUCUGGGACCAGCAUGACCUUGCCAAAGGUGAGGACACCACUCACACCCAGGGACAGCAUCCAGUUGGCCAAAAAGCACUAUAGCCAGCCACAGCCGGGGGCUGACCGCCUACAUCAUAUCAAUGUCAGCAUUGACAUCAGCUCCUUCAAACCAAUCGCCCUGCCCCCACAGUGCACCCUAGAGGUGGAGGAGACUGACAUCGACGAGGUUCCUGAUAAAAUGGACAUGGAGGAUUGUGAGCAGGGGCCGAGGGAGGAAAGAAUCUCCUUCAUCCCACUCCCAGAGGAGCUGGAGUUCUUUGAUGUGGACGUCAAGCCACCCACUCCUCCUCUGCACAGGUUCCCAUCUUGGGAGAGUCGUAUCUAUGCUGUUGCAAAGUCUGGGAUGAGGCUGUCUGAGGUGACUUUCGGAACGGGAUCUCCCAGUAGAGUUUCCAAUUUGCCGUUGUAUCCAGCCGCAGGCCCCUUCACCCAUCUCAUCUACAAGAAUGUCACCGUGCCUGUGUACACCACACUCAAAGGGAAGGCGACUCAGAUCAGCAACAUCCCCUUCCCAGACGAGUCCUCGGGCUCUGAGGAUGACACCAGCUCUCUGGCCAGCCUCCGUACCUCCACCCUUGGACCCGAAACAAAGAAGAGCAGCACGCCAGGCAGCCCACGGGCCACCAAGAGAGGGGUGUCCAUGUCCUCUGUGAGCUCAGAGAGUGACUAUGCUAUCCCCCCAGACGCCUAUUCUAUCGACAGCAAUUACUCUGAACCGGAACACAAACUGCUGCGGACUUCCACCUACUCCUGUGAGAGUAACACUGCCGAGCCGCUGGAGAAAUCUGGGUACUUGUUAAAAAUGGGUAGCCAGGUAAAAGCAUGGAAACGGCGCUGGUUCGUUUUGAGGAACAGAGAAAUCUUGUACUACAAAUCCCCUAGUGAUGUCAUCCGCAAGCCCCAGGGGCAGAUUGAGCUCAAUUCAUCCUGUCGUAUCGCUCGUGGUGAAGGGGCACAAACCUUCCAGCUCAUUACAGAAAAGAAGACCUAUUACCUGACAGCUGACUCCCCCAACAUUCUGGAAGAGUGGAUCCGUGUUUUACAAAACAUCCUCAAGGUGCAGGCCGCCAGCCUCGUUGUCACGGAGACCACCGCCAAGCCCACCGUCAGAGGCUGGCUCACCAAAGUCAAACACGGCCACUCCAAACUAGUUUGGUGUUCUUUAAUUGGGAAGGUGUUCUUCUAUUACCGCAAUCAGGAUGACAAGUUCCCGCUGGGUCAGCUGCGUGUGCAUGAGGCGAGGGUGCAGGAGGUGGACCGCUCCUGCGACUCGGAUGAGGACUACGAGGCGGGAGGGAGGGGCUUCCUGUCCUCCCACUGCACCCUGGCUGUCUACCCCAAGGAGCAGAGCCCCACCUAUCUGCUCAUCGGGACCAAACAGGAGAAGGACACAUGGUUGUACCACCUGACUGUGGCAGCUGGCAGUAGUGGCGGAUCUAAAGUGGGCACAGAAUACGAGCAACUGAUUGGCAAACUGCUGGACCAGGAAGGGGAUCCAGGUUCCCCCUUGUGGACUCAUCUCAUACUAUGUUACAGUAAAGAUGGACUCCUCGCUCCCCUCACCACCCUGCCUUCACAGGCUCUGCAGACUGAGGCACUCAAGCUCUUCAAGUCAUGCCAGCUUUUCAUCAAUGUCCUGGUUGAGUCUUCAUCCAUCGACUACCACAUGUCUCUGGCCCAGAAUGCUUUGCAGGUGUGCCUAACCCACCCUGAGCUACAGAACGAGAUCUACUGUCAGCUGAUUAAACAAACCUGCUGCAGACAGCCACGUAACUACUCCCUCAUCCAGUGCUGGCAGCUGCUGUCCUUGUGCGUCACCCUCUUCCUGCCUCAGCACCGCUUCCUCUGGUACCUGAAACUGUACCUGCAACGGCACGCAGACCCCAGAAAUGAAGUUGGCAAGUACAUCAUUUACUGUCAGAGAUCAGUGGAGCGCACACUUCAGAAUGGAGACCGGGAAGCUAAACCAUCCCGCAUGGAGAUCAUGUCUAUCCUGCUGCGGAACCCCUACCACCACUCCCUGCCAUUCAGCAUCCCUGUGCACUUCAUGAACGGGACCUACCAGGUGGUAGGCUUUGACGGCUCCACGACGGUGGAUGAGUUCCUAAACACACUGAACCAGGAAACCGGAAUGAGGAAGCCUGUGCUUUCAGGAUUUGCUCUUUUCACAGACGAUCCUCCAGGGAAGGAUUUGGAGCACUGCCUGCAGGGAAAUGUCAAGAUUUGUGAUGUUAUUUCAAAAUGGGAACAAUCAUUAAAAGAACUACAUCCUGGGAAGUAUGAAGGGACCAGAAUAGUUCGUCUGACUUACAAGAGCAGGAUGUGCUUCAGAGCACAAGCAAAGAGGGAGACAGAGAGAGAGCGCCUCUUGCUGGCGUAUCAGAUCAAUGAUGACGUGGUGCAUGGGAGGUUUCCCGUCAAUAAAGAGCUGGCACUGGAAGUCGCAGCCCUGAUGGCCCAGGUGGAGUACGGAGAUUUAGACCGGCCGGUUGCUUCUAGCCCCGGCGGGACUUCACAGGCCAAGAUGCAGCUGCUUCUCCUGCAGGCCCUGGAAAAGUUCUACCCGAAACGCUACAAGCAAGACUCCACCCCCGAGCAACUCCGACGGCAUGCUGACAGGGUUGCGACUAAAUGGAUGGUGUUGCGUGGUUGCAGUGCAGCGGAGUGUGUGCGCAUUUAUUUGACAGUUGCACGCAAGUGGUCUUUAUUUGGAGCCAAACUCUUCACUGUGAAGCCAGUCCCCCCUUCCCCCCUGGAGGAGGCUCCAACAUGGCUGGCUGUCGGUGAGGAUGGAGUCAGUGUGCUGGAACACAACACAAUGCGCCUGGUGAUGACGUACCCCUAUCAGUCUGUGAUGACGUUUGGUGGUUGCUGUGAUGAUUUCAUGAUUGUGGUCAGCCAGCCUAAGGACAGGAGCUCUGGAAAGCGAACUGUUGAAAAACUGGUCUUUGCUAUGGCGAAACCGAAGAUCCUUGAGAUAACGCUACUAAUCGCCAGCUACAUCAACUACUGGACCAACAACCUCCUCUCGUCUUGCCCACACUCUCCUGACCCCGGCUCCCACCUCGGCACCAUGUCUGAGAAGAAGCUCUGGGACAUAGAUAGCAGGCACUUCCCAUCGAUGACCCGCACCACCAAGGGACCCACUCUGCUCUAAGAUGAAUGAGCAAGUUCUUAAAUCAGUGCUGUAGACUUGUGUUGCGCUGGAAAUGACAAAGGUUGAUAAGGUAAAACUGCCAGAAAGUCGGCCUUUGAUCUGUGUCAAGUUUCAACUUGAUGGGAUCUUGAUGAAUCACCACGAAAUUAAACUUGAGUUCUGUGAGAACCAAGGGACCUCAAAUGAUCAAUUUUACAAACUAAUUUCACCAUCUGGAUUCUACUAUUUCGCUGGCAUCCCUAAUCUCAGUACAUCUGAGGUAGCACAAUGAAAAACAAAUUGAUAAAGAUUGCUGUUAAAAACUUACAAGCUUUCAAUAAAGGGGGAACCAACACUAGUAAAUACAUUGAAAUUACUACCUAAAGGAUUAAGAGACAGGCAGCAAGCUCAAUGCCACCGCUGAGUGGUAAAGGACACUGAGUGGAGCAAAAGGGCAAACAUUUCUUUAAACCCUGAGUCAUACACAGUGAAUCGAUGUUUGUCAUGUUGAAGUGUGUCUGACAUGUGGAUUGUUUCCAUAAAUUCAAUUUAGUUGUCGUUUCAGUGGGUACGCAGAUAGAUUACUAAUUGAGUCUUCACUGGUAUUGACUGUAGAGGUCACUCACAUGCAAUUGAAGAAGUUACCAUGUUUUUCAUGGUAGCAUGUCAGUGUCAUCAUAAACCCUUCAGACCUUCCUUUCUAUCAGAAUACUGUACAUUGACUUAGUUGCCCACUUGGGUAGCAUUUAACAGCAUUGGACCAAAUUAGACAAUUUAACCAUACAUUGGUUAUGCCUUUUUUUCUUUUAUUUAGCAUGUUCCUGUUUCCUAUUCUGCUUGCAAUUUUAUGUGACACUGGAUAGAUUCCGAUACCAGGAAUAUAAAUACUUGAACACAGUAAACAAGUAACAGAAUUAAUAGAGUAAAUUAGAUUAAUGGACCAUAAAUUAGUAUUUUGUUUGAAAAUCUGUGGUAUACUUGUUAUGUAAAACCCCUUUCACACUGGCACUCAUACCUGGGUCCGGACCCGGGGCCUGACUAAUCGGAUCACAGUCCUGCAUAGUGCGAAGCCACGUACCUGGGGUGGAUUAACCCAGGUCCCAGUGACCCACCUCAGUAUGUGGGUUGACAUGCUUUGACCCGGGUCGAGCGAGACAAAAUGCUUGAUGGCCGUUCGUGAGUCGACGCAAUAACAAACAGCCACGUCCGCGUGAAAGUUUCACUUCCACAAGGAAUGUUUCUAUUUAUUCUGUUUUUAGCCUUAUUUAUGUUGGUUGAGACACACUAUGAGCCAGAUUACAGCAGGGAUGAAGAAACUUUUUCUCUAAUCAACAUUUGGGCAGAUGGUUCGAUACAGAGAAGCCUGAAUGGAAGCGUGCAUAACAAGCUGCUUCCAGGGCAUUGAUACGCGCAUUGUUUACUUGCGUCUGUUACCCAGGUCAACCAUGCUUUAUCAAAAACAGUGUGAAAUCCUGUACCCGGCCCACAUGACACCGGGUACUGCCCACAUAGGUUCUGAGUCUGGGUAGAUCAUGCCAGUUUGAAAGGGGCUUUUGACAAACAUUGUGCAAUGGUUCAAAAUAUUGAAAUAUUUUGGAUACCUAAAAGGUGGUAUCCUAUUCCAAAUCAACUUGACCUUUUGAUUUUAUACCACUGUUUUUUGUGGUAUAGGUUCUAUGAUAAUGAUCCUACUUGAUCUAUGAUGUAAAUGGUGUAAUAAAAUGGAUUGGACAAACACACUGAUUUGGCUUAGACCCUUGUAAAAACCAUGCCUUGACUGCACUGGUUCAACCUAAUUUCCAUUUUUAAGCGCAAUACCUCUGCUGUGCAGCCAUUUGUCAUGCUUCUCAGGGCCUCUUAUAUUGCACAACUACCGCAGGCCUUGUGUAAUCUACAGCUCCGGAGGCCCAUUCAGAAACCACUGCCUCUAAUCCAUUGUUUUAGGGGGUUAACACAACUGGCAAUAAUAAGUUGUUGGUGAAACUUGAUAGUCUAGAUACCAUGGUAUGUAAUUAGGUAUCACUAAAAGUAAACCGUUGCUAUAGAAACCUGCUGUGCAGUGUGCCCACCUCAAAUGGUCUCAAAAAGGCCGGCUUCCUUGUGAUCCACUUAUUGUUGAUGGUAGGGUUUCUAAGGUGUUAUUACCCAGAAAGCUUACAAAUGUGCACUGCAGUGCAUGAAAGAGACAUGUCAUGCCAUCAACAAAGUAUUUUGAUGCUUAAAAUGUCAAUUUUGUUGCUUUCAGUAUCUUCUAGUCCCUUAGCAAAAUAUACUGCAGUAUCCUGUAAACCUCCUAGAAGCAUUUUUUGUGCCCUAGAAGUUUAAUUUGUUGCCAUAAGGACCAAAAUUAAUGAAUUGAAGAACUGGAAAAUACUUUUAUUAAGCGUUAUUCACAGAACUGUCAUGCAAGAUGCAGUGUGUCCACAUGUGCUUCCUACAAAAAAAAAGUGUUUUGCAAGUAAUAAGUAAAUAAUCAUUUUUGGUGUGCAUGUAUCGCGUACCUCAUUGAUCAUCAUAAAGUUAAUAUUGUGUUGUUCAACCAAGGGCUACCAUGUGUGCUUUCUAAAUACUAUUUGUGAAAAAUACUUGAAUCUCUUGUUUGGAUCAAACCACUGUCUUUUUUUGUAAAAUGGCAAGGAACCUUAUUUAUGUAUAUUUGAGGUGCUGUUUUAAGAAAACCUAGAGCAUAGUUUAUAUUGUAGUUAAUUUAAUAAUUUUAAGGAAUUAAGCUUUUUGUGGACACUUCUGGAGGUACUGGAUUUUUAGAGCAGUUUAGAAUGAUAAAACUAAGUGACUGAAAAUGCUGUUUGGUAAAAUGUAUGCAAGUGUGGGAUUCAAUUGAUGCUGUUCAUGCAAAUUGAAAUAAUGUGUUUUAAAUAAAUUAAAGUUCACUGUUUGCUUUCUGGA
Molecule: messenger RNA, 7564 nt
Organism: Acipenser ruthenus (sterlet)
Lineage: Eukaryota; Metazoa; Chordata; Actinopteri; Acipenseriformes; Acipenseridae
Product: pleckstrin homology domain-containing family H member 1-like
Exons: 30
Coding region: 272-4678 (1468 amino acids)
Cellular component (GO): cytoskeleton
Source: RefSeq, a predicted model, not a curated record